GGCGGGUGCUGCCCCCGCCAUGGUGGCCACCGAGGGGCUGCGCGAGAUGGAGGGCAGCGCGCUGAGGCGGCUUGUGGGCCGCGACGAAGCCGGGGCCGGCGGCGCCGCGCGUUGCCUGGUGCUGGACUGCCGGCCCUUCCUGGCGCACAGCGCCGGGCAUAUCCGCGGGGCGCUCAACGUGCGCUGCAACACCAUCGUGCGGCGGCGGGCCAAGGGAGCCGUGAGCCUGGAGCAGAUCCUGCCGGCCGAGGGCGAGGUGCGAGCGCGGCUGCGGGCCGGGCUCUAUGCCGCCGUCGUGGUGUAUGACGAGCGCAGCCCGCGCGCGGAGGCCCUGCGGGAGGACAGCACUGUGGCGCUCGUAGUGCGCGCGCUCCGUCGCGACACGGCGCGCGCCGACAUCCGUCUCCUGGCAGGGGGCUAUGAGCGCUUCUCUUUGGAGUACCCUGAAUUCUGUGCAAAAACCAAGUCCCUGAGCAAUGUGUCACCCCCCAUCAGCGUUGAGCCCCUGGAUUUGGGCUGCAGUUCCUGUGGGACCCCCUUUCAUGACCAGGGUCGGCCUGUGGAAAUCCUUCCCUUCCUCUACCUUGGCAGCGCUUAUCACGCAGCUCGACGGGACAUGCUUGAUGCACUGGGCAUCACAGCCCUGCUGAACGUCUCCUCAGACUGCCCAAACCACUUUGAGGGGCACUACCAGUACAAGUGUAUCCCUGUGGAGGAUAACCAUAAAGCUGACAUCAGCUCCUGGUUCAUGGAAGCAAUUGAGUACAUUGACUCGGUGAAGGAGUGCUGUGGCCGGGUCCUGGUGCACUGCCAGGCUGGCAUCUCCCGCUCAGCAACCAUCUGCUUAGCGUACCUGAUGAUGAAGAAACGUGUCAAGCUAGAGGAGGCCUUCGAGUUUGUCAAGCAGCGCCGGAGCAUCAUCUCCCCCAACUUCAGCUUCAUGGGGCAGCUGCUGCAGUUCGAGUCACAGGUGUUGGCCACUUCAUAUGCAGUGGAGGCCGUCAGCCCCUCAGGGACGCUGCGGGAACGGGGCAAGGCCACCUCCACCCCAACCUCGCAGUUUGUCUUCAGCUUCCCAGUGUCUGUCAAUGUCCAUGCCACCCCCAGCAACCUCCCCUAUCUGCACAGCCCCAUCACCACAUCGCCCAGCUGUUAGCUCAGGGCCAAGGCCAGCCGGGCAGGUAGUGCCAGGCAUGCAGGGGGCGCAUGGAGCCCUGUGAUGUUAAGCAAUACUGCCGGACACUGCCAUUCACCAUGGACUCAACAUCUUUUUCAUAGAGAAAUUUCUUACCUCAUCUUCAUUUAUUUGCUUUUGUUGUUAGGUUUUGAAAGCAUGAAGUUGUAAAAGCCACAAACCUUGACGUUUUCCAGGCUCUCUCCGAGAGGAAAAAAAUAGUAUACUGGGUUUC
This is a messenger RNA of Catharus ustulatus (Swainson's thrush), 1409 nucleotides long. RefSeq names its product dual specificity phosphatase 4 (gene DUSP4). Gene Ontology annotation, cellular component: cytoplasm; nucleus. The transcript is spliced from 4 exons. The record is from RefSeq and is a predicted model, not a curated record. Gene Ontology annotation, molecular function: MAP kinase tyrosine/serine/threonine phosphatase activity; protein tyrosine/threonine phosphatase activity. Bases 20 to 1156 code for a protein of 378 amino acids. Gene Ontology annotation, biological process: endoderm formation; negative regulation of MAPK cascade; protein dephosphorylation. Lineage: Eukaryota; Metazoa; Chordata; Aves; Passeriformes; Turdidae.